Suillus paluster is the source of this 1135-nucleotide messenger RNA. RefSeq names its product pyridoxamine 5'-phosphate oxidase. The coding region runs from base 40 to 861 and encodes 273 amino acids. The record is from RefSeq and is a predicted model, not a curated record. Gene Ontology annotation, molecular function: pyridoxamine phosphate oxidase activity; FMN binding. The transcript has 2 exons. Lineage: Eukaryota; Fungi; Basidiomycota; Agaricomycetes; Boletales; Suillaceae. Gene Ontology annotation, biological process: pyridoxine biosynthetic process.
AGGCAACUUUGCAAAUAAUUAUGGUCUUCAUGAGUCUUCAUGCUCUUGACUCGUACCAUUACUUUCAUAACACCCCGCACAUUCAUCCCGAGGGUAUCAUCAUCUUCUUUUUGCGUCCCUUCAUUGAUCAACAGUAGCUUCUCUCGAUCAUUCAUGUCAUCCGAGUCAGUCUCCGUUUCAGAAUCCGCAGAUCGCCUCCAAGUUCAAGGACACAUCCAAUAUGAUACCCCAGAUCAUCUCACCCCUUCAAAUGUCCACUCAUCUCCUCUAGAGCAAUUUCAUAUCUGGUUCAAUGAAGCCCGAAAAGCCAACGUCCGCGAACCAGAUGCCAUGUCUCUCUCCACAGCGACAGCAUCGGGUAUACCUUCUUCGCGCAUGGUACUCUUCAAGCAGCUAGACAAGCGGGGCUUUGUUUUCUAUACUAAUUAUACUUCUCGCAAAUCUCGAGAAUUAGAAGAGAACCCUCGAGCUGCCCUGCUUUUCUUCUGGCGCGAGAUGUCCAGGCAGGUGAGGGUGCUUGGCAGGGUCGAGAAGUUGUCGAAAGAGGAGAGUGAAGACUAUUUUAAAACUCGCCCCGUCGGCACCCGGUUGGGUGCGUGGGCGAGCCAUCAGAGCAGCGUGAUCGGGGAGGAUGACCUGGCCCUCCGAUUGGCGGAGGUUCAGGAGCGCUUUGGAACGCAGUCGUCUGACAAAGAAGGCGACGUCCCAUUGCCUGACUUCUGGGGUGGAUGGAGGGUGAUCCCCAGCGAAGUUGAAUUUUGGCUUGGAAAGCCAUCGCGGCUUCAUGACCGCGUCCGUUAUCUUCGUGUAGAAGGCCCAGACGAUCAACCGCAGUGGACCAUAGAUAGAUUAUCCCCUUGAAAUUUCAGCAUGGGGAUAAUGUCCGAUACCACCAGCAUAAUAGGCAGCAAAUAUGAAUCCAUCCAAUUUAUCGGCGAGCUGCGCACUGCUGCGCUUCCAAGUGGGAUCCGAAAUUACUUACAUUUUUAACAGACACGUAUGUACUUAUUGACAAUUUUGAAGUAAGCGUUUACACCUGAGACGCAGCCGAAUAACAGUCCGCGACAGAUGCUGCUCAAAUUGAGGGACAUAUUCGAAGUCAAUACAUUCAUAAAUAUGUCUCGGGAUAUGCAUC